GUAGUGACACUUUGUCUAUGAUUACCCCUUUCUCAAUUUCACCAUGCCCGACUUUUACCCUGCUCUUCGCAAUCGCCGCAACAACGAGCUCGCCCGUCUGGCGGAGGAGCAUCUGCAGCAUGACCUGCGCUCUGAAGACCGCGACGCUCUCACCACAGCCACACAAAAGGUCGCCUGGUGGACGACAAUUGGCUCAGCCGUUGGUCUCGGACUCGGUCUCUAUGCUGCUUUCCGUCUAAGAAGUUCACGCAAGGCCUUCUUCGAGGUUUUUCGCGCCCGCGAAAAGCCUACUCACGUUGUCUUUGCCGGCGGACGUUCUGAGCCUAUCCCAGAUAUCACUCCCCUGCUGAAACCCACCACCCUGGGUGAUUUCACCACCUAUUUCUUUGCUAGCGCGGGAGGGUUCUUCUUAGGCGGCGAACUUGGUUUCUUGGGAGGAGCUUGGAGUGGAAGUCGCUGCAUCACGGCGGAUCCCGAUCGAAGGCAGAGAAUCGAGACGGCCUUCCGAAAAUUCCGGGCGGAGGUACUGCGCAAGGAGGCGGACGAACUUGAUCGAGGGCUAGAUGUAUCCGAUCAGAUGUUUUGAUCGAGUGACAUCGUGAGAUGGGAGGAAUAAAAAAGGAUACGCUUUCUUGUCCACGAAUUUUGAGGAAGGCGACCCUACGACGGCUUGCCACCACUAAUAUGACCCGCUAUCAGUUGAUAUGACGAGCGAGACGAUUG
Aspergillus neoniger CBS 115656 is the source of this 723-nucleotide messenger RNA. RefSeq lists its product as uncharacterized. The transcript has 3 exons. NCBI's taxonomy places the organism in Eukaryota, Fungi, Ascomycota, Eurotiomycetes, Eurotiales, Aspergillaceae. The record is from RefSeq and is a predicted model, not a curated record. Bases 44 to 586 code for a protein of 180 amino acids.